AUGCUGUCUUUUCUUGUUGGUUCAAAGCAAGCAUUUGAAGUCUCCUUAGCUGAUGUCUCCCAAACACAGCUACAAGGAAAGAAUGAUGUCAUAUUGGAAUUCCAUGUGGAUGACACAACUGGUGCAAAUGAGAAAGAUUCUUUGAUGGAGAUAAGUUUUCAAUUGAAGCCUUCUUACGUUUUUUCCUCUCAUCUAUCUUUUAAUGUUGUUCAGAUUGCUGUUGAAGUUGAUAAAUCUGAUAUUUCUGGUCUUACAUGGAUGAAAGUUCCACGGACUAAUCAGCUUGUUGUUAGAAUCAAAGAUGGUUUGAAGUACAAGUUCACUGGUUUUCGUGAUCAGGAUGUUAUUAGCCUGACCAACUUUUUCCAGAACUCCUGUGGGUUAACAACAGAAGAGAAACAGCCCAUGACUUUUUUUGAUGAUAUCACAACAAUCCUGAGCAGUAUCAAUCUUAAUGGAUCCAUACAACCCAUGCCUUUUUCUGAUGAUAUCACAACAAUCUAA
Molecule: messenger RNA, 504 nt
Organism: Lactuca saligna
Lineage: Eukaryota; Viridiplantae; Streptophyta; Magnoliopsida; Asterales; Asteraceae
Source: the annotation of a GenBank genome assembly